CUUUAUCUAAAAAAACUUGUGCAACCAUUUUUUGGGGGGGAAAAGCUUUCCAUGGAGGCAUAUAUGCGACUUGGUUUAUAUUGGCUUGUAUUAUGGGAUUCCUUUUGGGUCACUGCAAGAACCCCAAACACAAAGGCAGGUUUGGCAGAAGAGACAAUCCAAGGUACAUAUAGACCACCAAUGCCAACAGAGUUACCAACAGAAGCUGACCGAUGCAGAGGAUACUAUGAUGUGAUGGGUCAGUGGGACCCUCCAUUUAAUUGCAACGCCAGCAGUUAUUUGUACUGCUGUGGUACAUGUGGAUACCGCUUCUGCUGUCAGUUCAAGCACGGGAGGUUGGACCAAAGCAUGUGUUCAAACUAUGACACCCCAAAUUGGGCAAACCCUGGUAAACCACCUGCCCGAGGAGAUGAGUCAGGUGAAGACCCCAGCAAGGACAAGACCAACAUGAUUGUGUACAUUAUUUGUGGCGUGGCUGCACUGAUGGUAUUGAUUGGGAUCUUCACUAAACUGGCUGUGGAGAAGACUCAGAGGCCACCAACUGAAAUGAAUGUGUCUAGGUAA
This is a messenger RNA of Rana temporaria (common frog), 564 nucleotides long. Its product is annotated as protein shisa-9-like. The coding region runs from base 52 to 564 and encodes 170 amino acids. The record is from RefSeq and is a predicted model, not a curated record. Gene Ontology annotation, cellular component: postsynaptic density; AMPA glutamate receptor complex; postsynaptic membrane. Lineage: Eukaryota; Metazoa; Chordata; Amphibia; Anura; Ranidae. Gene Ontology annotation, biological process: regulation of short-term neuronal synaptic plasticity; regulation of AMPA receptor activity. The transcript has a single exon.